AUCCUCCACUUUUUACCUCGAUCACACUACCUCCAUCUCAACAAAACGUUGCAACUCGUCAUGGCCUCCAGCAUGUCGGUGAGGAGCUUCUCUCUGGGCCGUCAGCCUUCCUUUUCCAGUCGCUCUCUGAUGGAUACUGGCCGUGCUCGCUCCCGUGCUUCUGUAUCUUUUGCUACGUCCAGCCCUCUGAGCCGCUCGGCCUCCAUCGGCCAGGAUCUCAACGGGCCAAUCAGCCUGAAACUUAACGGCGUACAUGGCAACAGCACCAACGAUAAGGAAGCAAUGCAGAGUCUCAACAGCCGUCUGGCUAAUUACCUGGAUAAGGUCCGUUCACUGGAGCACUCCAACGCAGACCUGGAGACAAAGAUCAAGCAGGUGAUGCUGGACCGCAUCCCCAAAGGUCAUGACCUUGAUUCCAUGAUGGCCCAAGCUCAUGCUGUUGAGCAAGAGGUGAGGAAGAGGACCUUGGAGAAUGCACGUCUCAUGUUAGAGAUCGAUAAUGCUAAACUGGCUGCAGAUGACUUCAGAAUCAAGUGGGAGACUGAGCUGGUGAUGUGUCAGUCUGUGGAGCGAGACUGUGUUGCUCUGAAAAAGGCCAAGACCGACCACGAGCAGAUCAUCGCCUCCCUGAGGGGAGAUCUGGACAGCCUGAAAGAAGAGCUGUACUUCCUCAAGAAAAAUCACGAGGAGGAACUGGAGCAGAUGAAGUCCCGUAUUGCCAGAGAUGAGGUGAAUGUGGAGGUGGACUCAGCCAGCGGGCCUGAGCUGGGCACCAUUCUGUCCAGCCUGCGCUCCCAGUAUGAGGGGAUUGUCAAGAAGAAUAAGGACCAAACGGAGCAGUGGUACCUCAAGAAGCUGGAGACGGUGCAGAAUGAGGUGAAGGAGAGCAAUGAGGCCCUGAGAGGAGCUCAAGGGGAGCUGAUGGAGAGGCAGCGCUUCCUACAGAACCUGGAGGUGGAGCUGGAGAGUCUGCACAAACAGGUAGCAGCGCUGGAAGGUAACCUGGGUGAGACCGGUCAGAAGUACUCUACUGAGAUGGAGCGUCUGCAGGCCACUCUGAACCAGCUAGAGGAUGACCUCUCUCAGCUCAGGCUGGACAUGCAGCGCACCAAAACCGACUAUGAGCAGCUCCUCCGCAUCAAACAGAACCUGGAGAUGGAGAUCGCCACCUACAGGCGCCUGCUGGAGGGAGAAGAAAGUAUCAAGGAAGUCCCUCCUCCACCAAAAAAGGAGCCUGAUGUUCGCACCAGGAAAAUUGUGAAGGUGGUGACUCAGACGAUGAUCAACGGCAAAGUGGUGGACGAGUCCAGCGAGGUGGAGCAGAUCGAAGAGACCAAGAAAUAAAAAAAGGGGAGUGGGGAUACAAGUUAAAAAUAAAGAAGCAAGAUGCAAAAAAUGACAGGGUCUUGCGAAACAAAAAAGAGAGCAGGAGACAUGUUUCCGGAUAUUUCAAAAGAGCUGCGGUGUAUCAUUUAUUCUUCUCAAAUGAGAAAAUAUUGUUUUCAAUAGGGAAUCUUUGGGGGUAUUGCUCGACUAUGAAUGUUUUGUUUUUUCAGUUAAUGGUUUUUCCAAGGUUGACUUAUCAGUGACACUGAUUUUAUUCUGGAG
This is a messenger RNA of Notothenia coriiceps (black rockcod), 1608 nucleotides long. RefSeq names its product keratin, type I cytoskeletal 18. The record is from RefSeq and is a predicted model, not a curated record. The transcript has 10 exons. Bases 61 to 1344 code for a protein of 427 amino acids. Gene Ontology annotation, molecular function: structural molecule activity. Lineage: Eukaryota; Metazoa; Chordata; Actinopteri; Perciformes; Nototheniidae. Gene Ontology annotation, cellular component: cytoskeleton.